CAGGUAACCCAGGCCAGGGAACUGCCUCAGCAGCCAGCCGAUAGAUCCCUAAAGUGCCGGGGCAGAGAGGCACAGCCGCUCCGGAUCGCUAGAACCAAGUUUGGGAGCCGGCGACCUGGGCCUUCUCCAGGAGGAAAGGUGCCACAAUGGAUCUUGUACUGAAUGUUGCAGAUUAUUAUUUUUUCACACCAUAUGUAUAUCCAAGUACGUGGCCAGAGGACGAAAUCAUCCGACAAUCUCUCAGCCUCCUAGUUGUAACAAAUCUUGGUGCUUACAUUUUAUAUUUCCUUUUUGCAACUCUGAGCUAUUAUUUUAUCUUUGAUCACUCAUUAAAGAAACAUCCACUAUUUUUAGAGAACCAAGUAUAUCGAGAGAUUAUGUGUACUGUCAAGGCACUACCUUGGAUAAGUAUUCCCACAGUUGCAAUUUUUCUGGCAGAGAUCAGAGGUUACAGCAAACUGUAUGACCGCAUAGAAGAUUCACCAUAUGGUUGGCUUGGAGUCAUUCUUAGUAUGGCAUCCUUCCUCUUCUUCACUGAUAUGUCGAUCUACUGGAUUCAUCGGGGCCUUCACCAUAAACUUGUAUAUAAGUGGAUCAUGGCCAGAUAUGAAGAGGAAAUGGAUCUCAUGUUUGGAGAAGAUAUACAAAAGAGCCAUUGCACAGGGCCAAUGAAGCACAAAGCUAAACCUGAUUAGUUCCACAAAAGAGCACACAGGAUAUAUUAAUGUGAAGACUCAAGGUUGAGACACUUAACAUACAUUAAGACAUAGGCCUUCCUUGUAUCCACACUCUUGUGAAAAUGCUUACAGAUGAGUAUCCCUAACUUGGCUUUUACUUGGCUUCUAUAAUCUAGUCCCUUUUCUGUCUUUCAUAGUGUGGCAAACUUUCUGUAGUCCUAGCUACUGACUGGGUAAAUGCAUCAUUGCUUAGAUCAUUUGAAUUGGGCCCUGAUUCAAGGACCUGUUAUAUAGAUUUACUUUUCCUUUACUUCCAAUUUUUACAUAUAAGACUUUGAUAGUCUAUAUUCUCAUCCAGAAAUUAUCUUUUUUAUUUGGAUUUUUCUGGUGUCUUUUUAAUUUCUCUUACCAAUUCAUUCAUAUACUUCAUAACUCAGCUACGCAUCCCUAAGUGAUCCUGUGUUUUUCAAUCACCCUCUUCACAGGGGAAUGUAAAAAUAUUAUUAUUUUAAAUUUCAAUGUUUAAAUUCCUUUUGAGAAGAAUUUUAGGUUAAGAAACAUGCUACCUCUCCAAAUCCAGAAACUGAACUCUUUGGAGAAGACACCAUGAAGAUGCCUCCAGACCACAAGCUGCAUGAGAAGAUCAAGAAUGACCUUUGGGUGUGGUUGAUUGAACAUUUAUUUGUAUGUAUACUUUCAUGCCAAAGGGGAUUGCCCCAUAACUGACUUUUUGUCAAUACAUCUAGCAAUUAUUUGUUUUGUUCUUUUUUUCCCUCUUAUCCUCAAAUUAUUGUAAUGUUUAAGUUGAUUAUGUUUUCAUGAUCCUUUUGGGGGAAACUUCUCAAUAAUGAUCAAACAGAGAAAUGUAAAAAUGGAGAUUUGAACCCCGGACUGCAAUUCCCAGAAGUCCUUGGGAGCUACCAGAAUUCCCUAUAAUCCCACCUGAAUUCCCACCUGGGCUGAAAACAGAAAUUGUAUUUAAGGUGACUCUACGCCUACUUCAGGUCUCUCUGCCUCCUCUUCUAGAGACACACAGCUCUCUACCUACCAGGCAAGAUAUAGGUUGCAUGUGCUUUAUAAUUUUGUAUUUCUUUAUUUUUCAAUCUUUAAAAAUCUCUAAAAUAUAAUGCUUUUAGUAGAGAAACUAAAUUUAACUGUUGCAGUAGCUAGAAGAAUUAUACUUAGAGGGAACAGUAACAAACUGUAUAAAGUGAAAUACCAAGAAAUAAAUAUGUAUAUGGAUAUAUGUAGGCAUAAAUAUAUAUAUGUGUGUGUGUGUGUGUGUGUGUGUGUGUGUGUGUGUGUGUGUAACUAGAGUUAAAAGAGGUUAAUACUAAGAGAAAUGGGAAAAGAAAAAGGGAUAAAUUUAUAUAUCACAAAAAAGCACAUGGUGGAGGGGGAGAGAACAUCAAUACACUGGAAGGGUAAAGAAGUUGGGAGAUAGAAAAUACUCAAUUCUUACGUGCAUUGAAAUUGACUCAAAGAGAGAAGAACAAUUAAAUACAUUGGGGCAGAGAAUUGAUUUGCAUUUGAGGAAGAAGAAGGGUAACAAAUGGAUUGGGGGACAGGGAAGUAAUACAAGGGAGGGAGAAGGUAGGGGUUAGUUUAAAAGGACUAUAAAGAAAAUAACGGGGGGAUAAGAAGGGAUGGGGUAGAAAGGGAAGUAAAAUAAGGGUGGGUAUUAGGGGACUGAUUAAAAACAAAACACUGGUAUAGAAGGAAAUAAUGAAAGAAGAAAGGGCAGGACUAGGAGUGGAAAUCAAAAUGCUUGGAAAUACACAACUGGUAAUCAUAACUCUGAAUGUUAAUGGAAUGAACUUACCCAUAAAAUGCAAGCGAAUAGCAGAGUGGAUUAGAAUCCAAAACCCUACCAUAUGCUGUCUGCAAGAAACACACAUGAGGAAGGUAGAUACGCAUAGGGUGAAAGUAAGAGGAUGGAGCCAAAUCUAUUGGGCAUCAACUGAGAAAAAGAAGGCAGGAGUCGCAAUCAUGAUAUCUAACAAAGCCAAAGUAAAAAUAGAUCUAGUCAAAAGAGAUAAGGAAGGUAAUUACAUCCUGAUAAAAGGCAGUAUAGACAAUGAGGAAAUAUUAGUACUCAAUUUGUAUGCACCAAAUGGCAUAGAAUCCAAAUUUCUAAAGGAGAAAUGAGUAGCAUGAAAUAGAUAGAAAUAGAUGAAAAAUUAUACUAGUGGGAAACCUGAACUUUCCUCUAUCAGAACUAGAUAAAUCAAACCAAAAAAUAAAUAAGAAAGAGGUAAGAGAAGUAAAUAAAACCUUAGAAAAAAUAGUGUUAGUAGAUAUGUGGAGAAAAAUAAAUAGAGACAAAAAGGAAUACACCUCCUUUUCAGCAGCACAUGGUACAUUCACAAAGAUUGGCCAUAUACUAGGGCAUAAAAACAUUGCAAAAAAAAAAGAGCAGAAAUAAUAAAUGCAAACUUCUCAGAUCACAAUGCAAUGAAAAUAAUAAUUAGUAAGGGUUCAUGGAGAGGCAAAUCAAAAAUUAAUUGGAAAUUAAACAAUAUAAUUCUCCAAAAUUGGUUAGUUAAAGAACAAAUCAUAGAAACAAUAGUUUCAUUGAAGAAAAUGACAAUGAUGAGACAUCCUUCCAAAAUCAAUGGGACAUGGCCAAAGUAGUACUCAGGGGGAAAUUUAUAUCCUUGAGUUCAUAUAUUAACCAUUUAGGGAGGUGUAAUAGAUGAUAUUUGAGGGUAUAUAUUUGAUGGAUACGAGCUAACUAAUAGAUCAGAUAGUUAUCUUCUUUUUGCCUAACCUCCUCCCUUUUCUACUUCCCUCCUCAGAAGUCUUUCAGUUUCCCCUCCCCCCUUCUUCAGGCUCCCUCAAGUCACUCAGUGUAUGCUGUGAGGUUUCAAUGAUAUAGUUCUUAAUCUUCUUUGUCAAACAAAGGGUUUAUUUGGGGAAGACAGGACAAGGGUUGAGGAUGGAGUCAAGAGGGGUGGGAUAUCCCUAUUAUCUACAGUGAGUGUUAGGUUGGAACAUAUUGAGAGAAAUGGCAAUUCAGUCACUAGCAUGAAACAGAACCAGUCAGAGAGAGAUAUAAGAACAAUUGUCCUUCUUCUUCUGCCUUCAAAUCAGUCAGGUCCCCUCCAACUUGAUUAUCCCAAGACCCAGGGAUAAACCAGCUUCUUCCUUCAGUCAGCCAGAAAGCCCAAAGUCCUCAGCCAUGUCCCAGAAAAACAGUCACCGUUGGCUUGGCUCCAAACUGCUUUUCCCAG
Messenger RNA from Monodelphis domestica (gray short-tailed opossum), 3910 nucleotides. RefSeq names its product sterol-C5-desaturase (gene SC5D). The record is from RefSeq and is a predicted model, not a curated record. Gene Ontology annotation, biological process: lipid biosynthetic process. Gene Ontology annotation, molecular function: iron ion binding; oxidoreductase activity. Lineage: Eukaryota; Metazoa; Chordata; Mammalia; Didelphimorphia; Didelphidae.